AUGGAGGCCAUCUCCACCGAUCCGCCCCGCAGGGCCCGACGAUCAUCCAUCUCGGGCCACAUCCACCGCGUCUUUAGCAAAUCCAUGGAUAAAAGGCAAAGUCAAAAUGGCCAAUUUGUCCCUCCAGUUCCCUUUCUCGCCCGCGAAGCUCUCGCACAUGAGGCGGCAACCGACAAUACUUCCCAUGCGAGGCACUCUUUGUACGAUGAGACCGGGCCUAGCUCGGUCUCUUACUACUCUAACUCACGUUUGCCCUCGACCGGUACACCUGGAUCAAGUCUAUCAGUCGCAAACAGGGCCUCCAUGGAAAAUGAUACUCCGACCCAACAAAUGAUACCCUCACCCAGCCGUCCCAACGAAGAUGUAGAUAAAAUCUGCAAAUCGCCAACUUGGGACCAACCCCAAAAAAAGGAAAAGCGUGUCACGAAGCGCCUGGAACUCGAGAGAAAGGAACUCGGGAAGCGGUUGCUAGCGCUUGAGGAUGCCCAAUCCAAGGCCGACCUCGGAGUCCAUGAAAGGUCUUCUCGCCGUCUGACCAAGAAACAACCCGUGAGCAGCUCAAGUAGAAGCUCCAGUGCAAAUGCAGAGCGUUCGAGAUCGUCAAGUGGCCUGUCCUCACUAUUCCGGCGAUCACGCCGGAACUCCAAAUCGAGUGAGCAAGACUUUCCGUCUCCCGAGUUCAGCCAGCUUAGGACAGAUACAAUCCCACCCUCUCUGCCUUUAACUCUACCGGAAAGGUUUGGAACGGCCAUCACCCGAGAGCUACAGUCCAAGCAUGGCACCGCAUUAAAUCUAUCCGCCUCGCACAAAAUAUCCAACCCAACCCAGCACAACCGUUUGCACGCCUCGGCAAAGUCUGAUGAUCUUCGUGAGAACUGGAAGAUGGCUGAAGCCUGGAAGACAAAGGAUGGACGCGAGGCUAGCCAGUCAGUGUCGGAGCAAAUCCCCAACGGUAGUCGGUCCAAGAUUGGAAAUGGUGCUCGAACCGGCGAGACACUAGCAGCCUCGGCCGAUCUAGAUAGGGACUUGUUUUCCGCAGCUCUGAAGCAUGACAGGAAGAGUCUGCCUGCGGUGGAUAAUUCUCUUGAUCGUGUGACUGGCCAUGACCGUUCUGUCAGGGCUACGAGCAUGCCAACGUCGCAAAGUAUGAGCCAGCCUAACUUCCACUCGUUCGGUCAUCCUGAUUUGCCCGCCCAAGUUACCACGGCUCGUCAGUUGCAGGAGUUAACACCUCCAGAAAUUUCAGACAAUCCAUCCAUUCCAUCCAGUGCCAGGCCGUAUCCACCACCACUCAACCCAGCACUAAUACUUGCUAGAAAGAGCCGAGUGGAUCCCUUCCCGCGAGCAUACAAGUCGUCCCCCCUUGCGCUGAGUCCUACAAACACGGAUGAAUCGUCUCAGAAUGAUUCCAAGAUUCCAAGACCACAAGACCUUGACCAUGGGAACCCAUCCCAACCACUACAAUCCCCCGCUCAAUUUCAUCUCGAGGAUCGGGGAAGAAGCCGAUUGCCUAUUGCUUCAUCACACACCCCCAAAAGAACUUCAAGUCGUUUCAAGGAAAACUUUCAAGAAACCCCACAGUCGAUUGAACUGCCCCAGAUCCCAGUUAAGAGCGAUAGACGGAGUCUUGAGAUUCGGAGAAUGCCAACCACGUCAACCGAUACGCUCAAAGACAUCCCGGCGUCUCCUUUCCAGGUAGCCGUCAGAUCUCCAUUCCAUACAGGUAGUGUUUCGCCCAGCGAGAAAAACAAUCGAACAUCUAAAGACCUUUCAGAUGGCAGUCACACUGUUCCUGCGAGAUCUCCCCGUCGAGCUUCUCGGACUUCCACCGAGCUCCCUGGAAAUGUCCCCGUUGUUGGAGGACCUGGAGGGUUCAUACGUGGACAUAGCCGCACUCCCUCACACACCUCCUCCCAUGACGGUCAUUCUAAUUAUGACACUGCUGACGAAGAUGCACCUGAAUCUCCUGGAUUCAGUCGCAACCCGCUGACUCGCGUGGAUACCACUCCCUCGAUCUCUGCCGUUGAAGUGCCAGUCGUACAGGAAGCCCCCGUUAGCCCACUCAUUCAACCCAGCACCCAACUCAGCAACCAGCCUGUCUUUCAGCUUAUCCAACAGCCUGGCUCUCAUCCCGAUACUUGUCGCGGCAUACAGUACGGCUAUCAACCUAGCUCCCAACCUGGCACUCAGUCUGGCAUUCAUCCCGGCAUGCAACCCAGCACCCAACCCAGCAGCACCCAAAGCCGACCAGUUUCAAUGAGCAUUCUCAAAAGAAGAUCCCAAAAAGCAAAAGCAGCCCACAGCCCACAAACCAUCGCCAAGAUCUUCGUCAUCUGUUGCCGCUGCAAGUACUGGCACGAUCUACCCUCCGAAGUCUAUGCGCGUCUCGCCUGCCCCGAGCGUCUAGGCUCAGAUUCCAAACUGGGAGGGUCCCGCUCAAAGAAGCAACCCGACAAUGGUAUGCGCAAGUUAACAGGAUCACGAUCGCUGCCGUUCGGCCAGUUCCCAGCUCCCCAUCCUACCCAUGGCAUACCCGAUCUACGGCCUGCACCUCUUCUACCUCGCAAGGUGACCUGUUGCUGGUGUGGCCACAACAUGAGCCGAUCUUGCUGUGAGGGUUGGACCACUGUUGUUGAGAUGCGUGAGCGUCAUCAUUGA
This is a messenger RNA of Penicillium digitatum Pd1, 2658 nucleotides long. Lineage: Eukaryota; Fungi; Ascomycota; Eurotiomycetes; Eurotiales; Aspergillaceae. The record is from RefSeq and is a predicted model, not a curated record.